AUGUCUUCAAUCAACUUCUUUCUCUUCUCCUCUGCUCCUUCAGGACCUCAAAAAACCCUAAUUCUUGGUUUCGGUUCCGACUUUUUCACAUACUUCUCAGAUAUUGCAAGAAAUGCACUAUACUACAGAGGUAUUGGGCAUGCAUUUCAUACAAUUUGUAGAGAAGAAGGUUUUUUGGGAUUGUAUAAAGGACUUGGAGCGACACUGUUGGGUGUUGGGCCCAGUAUAGCAAUAAGCUUCUCAGUUUAUGAGGCUUUGAGGUCUUUUUGGCAGUCUGAAAGGCCCAAUGAUUCGACUGUAAUGGUCAGUCUUGCCUGCGGCAGUCUUUCAGGCAUUGCCUCAUCAACAGCAACAUUCCCUCUGGAUGUUGUGAGGCGAAGGAUGCAGUUGGAAGGGGCUGGUGGUCGAGCUCGCAUCUAUAAUACCGGCUUAGUUGGGACUUUUAAGCACAUAAUCCGAACUGAAGGCCUACGGGGCUUGUAUAGAGGGAUUCUGCCAGAAUAUUACAAGGUUGUCCCCAGUGUAGGCAUUGUCUUCAUGACUUACGAGACACUGAAAAUGCUUUUGUCGCGCAUCCAAGCAAGUGAUUCAUGCUUUUCUUUAGGUGUUUCUGGGAUUUCCAAUUCGGUUAUGUGCGCCAAACGAGUGAUUCUAAGGAUUGUCAUAUGUUCUCCUUUUGUUCAGCUUCUGCAGGAAUUGAGAACUCGCAAAGUGCCUAAGGUUGGCUAUCCAACAUUGGGUGGAUUUGCAGAGUUCGUAUCUGAAUUUGACAUGCCUAGUGGUUCAAGUUGA
This is a messenger RNA of Prunus armeniaca (apricot), 792 nucleotides long. Lineage: Eukaryota; Viridiplantae; Streptophyta; Magnoliopsida; Rosales; Rosaceae. The record is from the annotation of a GenBank genome assembly.